CCGAGUGUGAGGGAAGAUGGACCGAUUGUUGCGGAUAGGAGGUGGUAUGCCGGGAUUGAAUCAGGGUCCUCCACCCUCGGAUGCUCCAGCUGUAGAUACUGCCGAGCAGGUUUACAUUUCAUCAUUGGCAUUGCUGAAAAUGCUAAAGCAUGGACGAGCUGGAGUGCCGAUGGAAGUGAUGGGCCUUAUGCUUGGCGAAUUCGUGGACGAUUACACAGUCCGGGUUAUCGAUGUCUUCGCCAUGCCACAGACUGGAACUGGGGUAAGCGUGGAGGCGGUGGAUCCAGUAUUUCAAGCAAAAAUGUUGGAUAUGCUCAAGCAAACGGGUAGGCCAGAAAUGGUGGUAGGUUGGUAUCACUCUCAUCCAGGAUUUGGCUGUUGGCUGUCCGGGGUGGACAUAAAUACGCAACAGUCGUUCGAAGCUCUCAGCGAAAGAGCUGUUGCCGUUGUGAUCGAUCCUAUCCAGUCGGUUAAAGGGAAAGUUGUUAUCGACGCAUUUAGGUUAAUUAAUCCCAAUAUGAUGGUUCUUGGACAAGAGCCACGUCAAACGACCUCCAAUUUAGGUCAUCUUCAAAAGCCAUCCGUGCAGGCACUUAUUCAUGGACUGAAUCGACAUUAUUACAGCAUAAGUAUCAAUUACCGUAAGAACGAACUCGAACAGAAAAUGCUAUUGAAUUUACACAAGAAAACAUGGAUGGAUGGCUUGACUCUGGCAGAGUAUUCAGAGCACAGUAAACUUAAUGAAAAUGUUGUACAAGAAAUGCUAGAAUUAGCUAAAAAUUAUAAUAAGGCUCUCGAGGAUGAGGAGAAAAUGACACCCGAACAGUUAGCAAUUAAAAAUGUUGGCAAACAGGAUCCCAAACGACACUUGGAGGAAAAGGUUGAUAAUCUUAUGACAACAAAUAUUGUCCAGUGCUUGGGAGCUAUGCUCGAUACCGUUGUUUUUAAAUAACUACCUGGCUUAAUUUGCAUUAUGAAUUUAAUGAAAAAUAUAAAUUUUUUUAAU
Ceratosolen solmsi marchali is the source of this 1006-nucleotide messenger RNA. RefSeq names its product regulatory particle non-ATPase 11 (gene Rpn11). Bases 17 to 952 code for a protein of 311 amino acids. The record is from RefSeq and is a predicted model, not a curated record. The transcript has 5 exons. Gene Ontology annotation, molecular function: metallopeptidase activity; protein binding. NCBI's taxonomy places the organism in Eukaryota, Metazoa, Arthropoda, Insecta, Hymenoptera, Agaonidae.